Molecule: messenger RNA, 1140 nt
Organism: Pungitius pungitius (ninespine stickleback)
Lineage: Eukaryota; Metazoa; Chordata; Actinopteri; Perciformes; Gasterosteidae
Gene: hacd1
Product: 3-hydroxyacyl-CoA dehydratase 1
Exons: 7
Coding region: 41-769 (242 amino acids)
Biological process (GO): very long-chain fatty acid biosynthetic process; fatty acid elongation; sphingolipid biosynthetic process
Cellular component (GO): endoplasmic reticulum membrane
Molecular function (GO): 3-hydroxyacyl-CoA dehydratase activity
Source: RefSeq, a predicted model, not a curated record
CGCCCCCUCUCCUCUACCACCCUGCCCCCCUCCCGGUACUAUGGCGUCCAGCGAGGAGGACGGUGCGGUUGAGGAGAAGGAAAACAACAACAAGAAGAGAACGAAGAGCGCCCUCGCUACCGCAUGGCUGACCUUCUACAACAUCGCCAUGACCGCCGGGUGGCUGGUCUUGGCCUUGGCGAUGAUGCGCUUCUACAUCCACAAAGGCACACACAAGGGUCUGUACAGAAGCAUAGCGAGAACCCUCAAGUUCUUCCAGACCUUUGCGUUGGUUGAGGUGGGACACUGUGCUUUAGGGAUCGUGAGGACUUCUGUGAUUGUCACCGGGGUGCAGGUGUGUUCGCGCAUCUUCAUGGUUUGGUUCAUCACCAACAGCAUCAGACAGAUCCAGAAUGAAGAAAGCGUAAUCCUAUUCCUGGUUGUGUGGACGGUGACGGAGAUCACCAGAUAUUCCUACUACACAUUCAACCUGCUGCACCACCUGCCGUACUUCGUCAAAUGGGCCAGGUACAACUUCUUCAUCGUCUUGUACCCCUUGGGAGUAGCCGGAGAACUGCUGACCAUCUACGGCGCCCUGCCGUUCGUCCGCAGAUCUGGAAUGUACUCCAUGAGGCUCCCCAACAAGUACAACGUGUCCUUCGACUACUACUACUGCCUCAUCGUCGUCAUGUUGUCCUACAUCCCACUGUUUCCUCAGCUCUUCUUCCACAUGCUCCGGCAGAGGAGGAGGGUGCUUCACGGCGAGGUCAUAGUGGAAAAGGACGACUAGGCGGCCCGAUGCCUCCACCGCUCACCUGCCCCCCGCUCCAGCUCCACCUCGCACCUUCAGCACCACCCACCCGGUAGCGGUCUGACCCGAGGCAGAUCCCCCAAGUCUUCACGGGAUCAUCUCAAUGGUGAUAUUAGAAAACAUGUUUACAGUCCCAGUGUUAGACCGAGGGAGCAGGGGAGGAAGAUUGAAGGUUGCGUCUCCUCCCGUCCCCGCUGUCGACCCAAUUGGCGCUUUUAUUCGUUUUUUUUUCUUUUCAUUUUUUUUAAAAAGAGGUUUUAUACAGAAGUAGCGUGGCUGUAAAAGAAAAACAAGGUUGAAAAAGAGAAAGUUUAAUCAUACCUCAACAAUAAAUCUACAUCUAGACAAUA